CACUACUCAAAUCAAUCAAUCAAAUCACUGAAUUGAAGAGUUGAGGGCCGCCAUAUCCCUAUCCCAUCAUCAUCACCCUAUUAUCAUCUCCAUCACCAAAACCUAAUAACAACCACCAUGUCUUCUUCCAUUUCUUCCUCUUCCUCCUCCCCCUCCUCCACCAUCACCACCCCCGCUUUUGCUCCCGACAACAACCACCACCACCUAUCCCCCGCCGGCGAGGAGCUCUGCUACGUCCGUUGUAGUUACUGCCAGAUCGUCCUCGCCGUGAGUGUGCCAUGCUCGAGCAUGUUCAAGACGGUGGCGGUUCGUUGCGGCCACUGCACCAACCUUCUCUCCGUCAACAUGUGUGCCCUCCUCCUCCAGCCCGCCUCCAACCAGCUUCACCUUCCCCAUUCUUUCUUUACUCCCCAGAAUCUCCUGGAUGAGAUUCGGAACACUCCGCCGGGCCUGCUGAUGAACCCGCCUAACUAUAACGACUCGAUGCUGCCGAUCCGAGGGUUUGAUGAACUUCCUAAGCCUCCUGUGGCUAAUAGACCCCCGGAGAAGAGACAGAGGGUGCCAUCAGCUUACAACCGCUUCAUCAAGGAUGAGAUCCAGCGUAUCAAAGCAGGAAACCCUGAUAUUAGCCACAGGGAGGCCUUCAGUGCUGCUGCUAAGAAUUGGGCCCACUUCCCUCACAUUCAUUUUGGACUCAUGCCUGAUCAGCCCGUGAAUAAACCCAACGCAUGCCAACAGGAAGGGGAUGAUGUGCUGAUGAAAGAAGGGUUUCUGGGUCCAGCAAAUCUGGGUGUGUCUCGUUAUUGAUUUAUUAUUAUUUUUACGCUUGUUAUUAUGGUCGAUUAUAUCCACACUCCUCAUCGAUCCAUCCUACGCCGUUGAUUAAUUAUUAGUUUCUUGGAAUUAAAACUCUCGUCAUAUAAAAUGGGAGUGUUUUUCUAAGCAUGCAUUUGUAUGUAUGUUGUCUGUGUUUCAAGAUCCAAAGACUACUUAAUUACGUACUGUGGACGACAUUGUUCCAUUGCUGUGUGGUUGUCGGACCAAACUGUUUGAUUUGUUUAUUGUCUUCUUCAUUCCUGAAUUCAUAUCACGCUUUCAUUUACUUCCUGU
Messenger RNA from Cuscuta campestris, 1110 nucleotides. The record is from the annotation of a GenBank genome assembly. NCBI's taxonomy places the organism in Eukaryota, Viridiplantae, Streptophyta, Magnoliopsida, Solanales, Convolvulaceae.